Messenger RNA from Myripristis murdjan (pinecone soldierfish), 992 nucleotides. Its product is annotated as CD59 glycoprotein-like. NCBI's taxonomy places the organism in Eukaryota, Metazoa, Chordata, Actinopteri, Holocentriformes, Holocentridae. Bases 160 to 507 code for a protein of 115 amino acids. The transcript has 4 exons. The record is from RefSeq and is a predicted model, not a curated record.
AGAAGAAGCUGUAGUGUUUGUGGGUGUAGCAGGAAGUUCCGCGUGCAGAAACACACACACACACACACACACACACACACACACAGACGGACAGACAAAGAGACAGGCAGUGAGACAGACAGGCACACAGACGGAGAGACGGACAGAGGAACCGCCAGGAUGAAGGUUGCAGUGUGUGUACUCCUGCUGGCUCUGUUCUCCCUGGGCGAGGGUCUGCAGUGUUACUCGUGUCCUUCGGGGACGAGCGGCAGUUGCAGCAGCGUCCAGCAGUGCUCAGCCAAUGAGGACAACUGCCUGGACCUCACGAUGACAGGCACAGGUGUGAAGGUCACCAGGUGUAUUGUUCGUGCCGACUGUGACUUUGACAAGCUCAAGCAGCAGUACACCGGCAACUUCAAGAUGAGCUGCUGCAGCUCCAACCUCUGUAACUCCGCCCACGCCACGCCCGCUCGCCCUCUGAUUGGCCUGCUGGGCGGGCUGGCCGCCCUCUGCUGGGCCCUGCUCUGAACACACACACACGCACACACGCGCACACACACACACAGAAACACACACACACACACGCUCACGCACACACACACACACACACACACACGCACACACACACACACACACACACACACACACACAUCCUGAUAAUCUGUCAAUUCAGAUGAAGGAUGAAGUGGUAAUCCCGCCCUGCACUGCUUCAUCAGUAUUAAGGCACUGCUCACUCUGUAAUCUGGCUGAAGUGAAUCUGAGCUGCCAUGACUGUUUUGUAACAUGCACACGCACGUGCACACGCACGUGCACACGCCUUCUCUACUUGGUUGAAGGAGUGUUUUGUAAGAACCAUAUUUAGCACUUAAUCUGCAGACCGUCUUCUUCUUGUUUUCUUAAGAUGAAUAAAGUUUCUGCAGACGUUUGAUUCUCAUGUUUCUGUUUCUCUGCUGAUUUGAAUUUGAUUUGUGUGUUUUUGUUUUUGUUGGAUAAUAAAGUGUGACGCUGCUUGA